AUGGAGGAGAGAUGGAGGAGGAAUGGAGGAGAGAUGGGGGAGGAAUGGAGGAGAGAUGGGGGAGGAAUGGAGGAGAGAUGGGUGAGGAAUGGAGGAGAGAUGGGGAGGAAUGGAGGAGAGAUGGGUGAGGAACGGGGGGAGAGAUGGGUGAGGAAUGGAGGAGAGAUGGAGGAGGAAUGGAGGAGAGAUGGGGGAGGAAUGGAGGAGAGAUGGGGGAGGAAUGGAGGAGAGAUGGGGGAGGAAUGGAGGAGAGAUGGGGGAGGAAUGGAGGAGAGAUGGGGGAGGAAUGGAGGAGAGAUGGGGGAGGAAUGGAGGAGAGAUGGGGAGGAAUGGAGGAGAGAUGGGGGAGGAAUGGAGGAGAGAUGGGUGAGGAAUGGAGGAGAGAUGGGUGAGGAAUUGGUGAGGAAUGGAGGAGAGAUGGGAGGAAUGGAGGAGAGAUGGGGGAGGAAUGGGGGAGGAAUGGGGGAGAGAUGUGGGCCACAUGUCUGUGAUGGACUCAUGGUAAGGCUUGAAGGUUAAGUGGCCUUCGUAGUUGUAAUAACAUGGUAAACACUGGACCAGCCAGACGGCUGUUUCAAACACACUCUUCAGCAGCACACACACCUAGAAGCCGGUGUUUGGAGGAUAUAUUGGGUGGUGUUAGUCCCUAGACGAAGUUGAGUUCGCCUGGCAUAGAAAAUGUACUCUCUGGUCAGGACACUGUUGUUCAGAGGAGCUAGCCAACAACACAGCUACAGUAACACAAUCACUUCAAACAAGCUGGAAAGACUGCAAACUAGCUGCACUUCGUUUCAUUUUACCUGUUUUCUAUUGAUAGUUGUUUGUAUAUAUCCAUAAAAAUGAUGCCAGCUGAUUCUGUCUCGUCCCGACUCAUUCAUUACUAUGGGACAGCUGGAGAUCGGAUUUGAAUAUUGAAACAAUGUUGCAAAUGUCGGAGAGACAGACAGCAAGGUUUAUACAAAUCUCCACUGUUGAAAACGAAAUGUUAGUCUAAACUAAAUGUCAGAUAACGUCUAGAUGCUUUUUAUAGUGGAGAUCAAGUUUAUAAAUUGCCUGGCUGGGCUGAUGAGACAGUGGAUUGCGCAGUCAGAUGGAACAGAGUAAACAGGCAUUUUAACAUAAUAGAUUUAGCCGGUGGUAACAUGUGGAAUAGACACCAGCUGGAAUGCGGUUUUAACCAAUCAGCAUUCAGGAAUAGACCAACCCGUUGUAUAAAAACACACAAACACCAGUAGGGGUUGUAAUGACAUGGUGAACACUGGACCAGUAGAGGUUGUAAUGACAUGGUGAACACUGGACCAGUAGGGGUUGUAAUGACAUGGUGAACACUGGACCAGUAGGGGUUGUAAUGACAUGGUGAACACUGGACCAGUGGGGGUUGUAAUGACAUGGUGAACACUGGACCAGUAGAGGUUGUAAUGACAUGGUGAACACUGGACCAGUAGGGGUUGUAAUGACAUGGUGAACACUGGACCAGUAGGGGUUGUAAUGACAUGGUGAACACUGGACCAGUAGAGGUUGUAAUGACAUGGUGAACACUGGACCAGUAGGGGUUGUAAUGACAUGGUGAACACUGGACCAGUAGAGGUUGUAAUGACAUGGUGAACACUGGACCAGUAGGGGUUGUAAUGACAUGGUGAACACUGGACCAGUAGAGGUUGUAAUGACAUGGUGAACACUGGACCAGUAGGGGUUGUAAUGACAUGGUGAACACUGGACCAGUAGGGGUUGUAAUGACAUGGUGAACACUGGACCAGUGGGGGUUGUAAUGACAUGGUGAACACUGGACCAGUAGAGGUUGUAAUGACAUGGUGAACACUGGACCAGUAGGGGUUGUAAUGACAUGGUGAACACUGGACCAGUAGGGAUUGUAAUGACAUGGUGAACACUGGACCAGUAGAGGUUGUAAUGACAUGGUGAACACUGGACCAGUAGGGGUUGUAAUGACAUGGUGAACACUGGACCAGUAGAGGUUGUAAUGACAUGGUGAACACUGGACCAGUAGGGGUUGUAAUGACAUGGUGAACACUGGACCAGUAGAGGUUGUAAUGACAUGGUGAACACUGGACCAGUAGGGGUUGUAAUGACAUGGUGAACACUGGACCAGUAGGGGUUGUAAUGACAUGGUGAACACUGGACCAGUAGGGGUUGUAAUGACAUGGUGAACACUGGACCAGUAGGGGCUGUAAUGACAUGGUGAACACUGGACCAGUAGGGGUUGUAAUGACAUGGUGAACACUGGACCAGUAGGGGUUGUAAUGACAUGGUGAACACUGGACCAGUAGGGGCUUGUAAUGACAUGGUGAACACUGGACCAGUAGGGGUUGUAAUGACAUGGUGAACACUGGACCAGUAGGGGUUGUAAUGACAUGGUGAACACUGGACCAGUAGGGGUUUGUAAUGACAUGGUGAACACUGGACCAGUGGGGGUUGUAAUGACAUGGUGAACACUGGACCAGUAGGGGUUGUAAUGACAUGGUGAACACUGGACCAGUGGGGGUUGUAAUGACAUGGUGAACACUGGACCAGUAGGGGUUGUAAUGACAUGGUGAACACUGGACCAGUAGGGGUUGUAAUGACAUGGUGAACACUGGACCAGUAGGGGUUGUAAUGACAUGGUGAACACUGGACCAGUAGGGGUUGUAAUGACAUGGUGAACACUGGACCAGUAGGGGUAGUAAUGACAUGGUGAACACUGGACCAGUAGGGGUUGUAAUGACAUGGUGAACACUGGACCAGUAGGGGUUGUAAUGACAUGGUGAACACUGGACCAGUAGGGGUUGUAAUGACAUGGUGAACACUGGACCAGUAGGGCUUGUAAUGACAUGGUGAACACUGGACCAGUAGAGGUUGUAAUGACAUGGUGAACACUGGACCAGUAGGGCUUGUAAUGACAUGGUGAACACUGGACCAGUAGGGCUUGUAAUGACAUGGUGAACACUGGACCAGUAGGGCUUGUAAUGACAUGGUGAACACUGGACCAGUAGGGCUUGUAAUGACAUGGUGAACACUGGACCAGUAGGGGUUGUAAUGACAUGGUGAACACUGGACCAGUAGGGGUUGUAAUGACAUGGUGAACACUGGACCAGUAGGGGUUGUAAUGACAUGGUGAACACUGGACCAGUAGGGGUUGUAAUGACAUGGUGAACACUGGACCAGUAGGGGUUGUAAUGACAUGGUGAACACUGGAUCAGUAGGGGUUUUAAUGACAUGGUGAACACUGGACCAGUAGAGGUUGUAAUGACAUGGUGAACACUGGACCAGUAGGGGUUGUAAUGACAUGGUGAACACUGGACCAGUAGAGGUUGUAAUGACAUGGUGAACACUGGACCAGUAGGGGUUGUAAUGACAUGGUGAACACUGGACCAGUAGGGGUUGUAAUGACAUGGUGAACACUGGACCAGUAGGGGUUGUAAUGACAUGGUGAACACUGGACCAGUAGGGGUUGUAAUGACAAGGUGAACACUGGACCAGUAGGGGUUGUAAUGACAUGGUGAACACUGGACUAGUAGGGGUUGUAAUGACAUGGUGAACACUGGACCAGUAGGGGUUGUAAUGACAUGGUGAACACUGGACCAGUAGGGGUUGUAAUGACAUGGUGAACACUGGACCAGUAGGGGUUGUAAUGACAUGGUGAACACUGGACCAGUAAGGGUUGUAAUGACAUGGUGAACACUGGACCAGUGGGGGUUGUAAUGACAUGGUGAACACUGGACCAGUGGGGGUUGUAAUGACAUGGUGAACACUGGACCAGUGGGGGUUGUAAUGACAUGGUGAACACUGGACCAGUGGGGGUUGCUAGUCUUAUAAGUAUUGCUGGUGAUGCCCCACUAGCAUGCGUGAAUAAACACACACGCUUUCAUAUAGCUACAUUCCCCAUCUCUGGCUAAUCCAAAGGACAGUGUUUUGGCAGGAAGAAGUAUCUCUAAUGAUCCACUGUAUCCCUGCACACACACACACACACACACACCACAGACCACACACCACAGACCACACACACACACACACACACACACACACACACCACACACCACAGACCACACACCACACACCACAGACCACACACACACACACAACACACACCACAGAUCACACACAACACACACCACACACACCACACACACCACACACACCACACACACACACCACAGACCACACACACCACACACACACACACCACACACACCACACACACACACACACACACCACACACACACACCACACACCACACACACACACCACACACACCACACACACCACACACACAGACACACACAUCCUGAUGUAGUCUUCUGGUCUGAGAACACUGUUGUUCUGUUUGUCUUCAGAAUCACCUGGGAAACGGAAAGACACAGGAAGAAGAAAGAAAGGUGACUUCCUCCUCUGGGCCUCCUGUAAUGUUUCCUCCUCUGGGCCUCCUGUAAUGUUUCCUCCUCUGGGCCUCCUGUAAUGUUUCCUCCUCUGAGCCUCUGUAAUGUUUCCUCCUCCGAGCCUCCUGUAAUGUGUCCUCCUCCGGGCCUCCUGUAAUGUUUCCUCCUCUGAGCCUCUGUAAUGUUUCCUCCUCCGUGCCUCCUGUAAUGUUUCCUCUUCUGAGCCUCUGUUUCCUCCUCUGAGCCUCCUGUAAUGUUUCCUCCUCUGGGCCUCCUGUAAUGUUUCCUCCUCUGAGCCUCUGUUUCCUCCUCUGAGCCUCUGUAAUGUUUCCUCCUCUGAGCCUCUAAUGUUUCCUCCUCUGAGCCUCUGUAAAGGUUCCUCCUCUGAACCUCCUGUAAAGGUUCCUCCUCUGAACCUCCUGUAAUGUUCCUCCUCUGAGCCUCCUGUAAUGUUUCCUCCUCUGAGCCUCCUGUAAUGUUUCCUCCUCUGACCCUCUGUAAUGUUUCCUCCUCUGAGCCUCUGUAAUGUUUCCUCCUCUGUGCCUCCUGUAAUGUUUCCUCCUCUGAGCCUCUGUAAUGUUUCCUCCUCCGUGCCUCCUGUAAUGUUUCCUCCUCUGAGCCUCUGUUUCCUCCUCUGAGCCUCCUGUAAUGUUUCCUCCUCUGGGCCUCCUGUAAUGUUUCCUCCUCUGAGCCUCUGUAAUGUUUCCUCCUCUGGGCCUCCUGUAAUGUUUCCUCCUCUGAGCCUCUGUUUCCUCCUCUGAGCCUCUGUAAUGUUUCCUCCUCUGAGCCUCUGUAAUGUUUCCUCCUCUGAGCCUCUGUAAAGGUUCCUCCUCUGAACCUCCUGUAAUGUUUCCUUCUCUGAGCCUCCUGUAAUGUUUCCUCCUCUGAGCGUCUGUUUCCUCCUCUGAACCUCUGUAAUGUUUCCUCCUCUGAACCUCUGUAAUGUUUCCUCCUCUGAGCCUCUGUUUCCUCCUCUGAGCCUCCUGUAAUGUUUCCUCCUCUGAGCCUCUGUAAUGUUUCCUCCUCUGAUCCUCUGUUUCCUCCUCUGAAUCUCUGUAAUGUUUCCUCCUCUGGGCCUCUGUUUCCUCCUCUGAGCCUCCUGUAAUGUUUCCUCCUCUGAUCCUCUGUAAUGUUUCCUCCUCUGAGCCUCUGUAAUGUUUCCUCCUCUGAGCCUCCUUUAAUGUUUCCUCCUCUGAGCCUCUGUAAUGUUUCCUCCUCUGAUCCUCUGUAAUGUUUCCUCCUCUGGGCCUCCUGUAAUGUUUCCUCCUCUGAGCCUCUGUUUCCUCCUCUGAGCCUCCUGUAAUGUUUCCUCCUCUGAUCCUCUGUUUCCUCCUCUGAAUCUCUGUAAUGUUUCCUCCUCUGAGCCUCUGUUUCCUCCUCUGGGCCUCCUGUAAUGUUUCCUCCUCUGAUCCUCUGUAAUGUUUCCUCCUCUGAGCCUCUGUUUCCUCCUCUGAGCCUCCUGUAAUGUUUCCUCCUCUGAUCCUCUGUAAUGUUUCCUCCUCUGAGCCUCCUUUAAUGUUUCCUCCUCUGAGCCUCUGUAAUGUUUCCUCCUCUGAUCCUCUGGUAAUGUUUCCUCCCUGGGCCUCUGUAAUUGUCCUCCUCUGAGCCUCUGUUUCCUCCUCUGAGCCUCCUGUAAUGUUUCCUCCUCUGAUCCUCUGUAAUGUUUCCUCCUCUGAUCCUCUGUAAUGUUUCCUCCUCUGGGCCUCCUGUAAUGUUUCCUCCUCUGAGCCUCUGUUUCCUCCUCUGAGCCUCCUGUAAUGUUUCUUCCUCUGAUCCUCUGUAAUGUUUCCUCCUCUGAGCCUCUGUUUCCUCCUCUGAGCCUCCUUAUUUUUCCUCCUCUGAGCCUGUAAUGUUUCCUCCUCUGAGCCUCCUGUAAUGUUUCCUCCUCUGACGCCUCCUGUAAUGUUUUCCUCUUGAAGCCUCUGUAAUGUGUUCUCCUCUGAAGCCUCCUGUAGUUUCCUCCUCUGAGCCUCCGUUAAUGUUUCCUCCUCUGGGCCUCCUGUAAUGUUGUCCUCUGAGCCUCUGUGUUUCCUUCCUCUGGCCUCCUGUAUGUUUCCUCUCUUUGGCCUCCUGUAAUGUUUCCUCCUCUGAGCCUCUGUAAUGUUUCCUUCUCUGGCCUCCUGUAAUGUUUCCUCCUCUGAGCCUCUGUUUCCUCCUCUGAGCCUCUGUAAUGUUUCCUCCUCCUCUGAGCCUCUGUAAUGUUUCCUCCUCUGAGCCUCUGUAAGGUUCCUACUCUGAACCUCCUGUAAUGUUUCCUUCUUUGAGCCUCCUGUAAUGUUUCCUCCUCUGAGCCUCCUGUAAUGUUUCCUCCUCUGAGCCUCCUGUAAUGUUUCCUCCUAUGAGCCUCCUGUAAUGUUUCCUCCUCUGACCCUCUGUAAUGUUUCCUCCUCCGAGCCUCUGUAAUGUUUCCUCCUCUGAGACCCCUGUAAUGUUCCUCCUCUGACCUCUGUAAUGUUUCCUUCUCUGAGCCUCCUGUAAUGUUUCCUCCUCUGGCCUCCUUAUGUUUCCUCCUCUGAUCCUCUGUAAUGUUUCCUCCUCUGAGCCUCCUGUAAUGUUUCCUCCUCUGAGCCUCUGUAAUGUUUCCUCCUCUGAACCUCUGUAAUGUUUCCUCCUCUGAACCUCUGUAAUGUUUCCUCCUCUGAGCCUCUGUUUCCUCCUCUGAGCCUCCGUAAUGUUUCCCUCCUCUGAUCCUCUGUAAUGUUUCCUCCUCCGCUGAGCCUCCUGUAAUGUUUCCCUCCUCUGAGCCUCUGUAAUGUUUCCUCCUCUGAGCCUCCUGUAAUGUUUCCUCCAUCCUCUGAGCCUCUGUAAUGUUUCCUCCUCUGAGCCUCUGUUUCCUCCUCUGAUCCUCUGUAAUGUUUCCUCCUCCGAGCCUCCUGUAAUGUUUCCUCUCUGAUCCUCCUGUAAUGUUUCCUCCUCUGAGCCUCCUGUAAUGUUUCCCUCCUCUGAGCCUCUGUAAUGUUUCCCUCCUCUGAGCCUCCUGUAAUGUUUUCCUCCCCCUCUGGGCCCUCCUGUAUGUUUCCUCCUCUGAGCCUCUGUAAUGUUUCCUCCUCUGGGCCUCCUGUAAUGUUUCCUCCUCUGAGCCUCUGUAAUGUUUCCUCCUCCAUGCCUCCUGUAAUGUUUCCUCCUCUUAGCCUCUGUUUCCUCCUCUGAGCCUCUGUAAUGUUUCCUCCUCUGGCCUCCUGUAAUGUUUCCUCUCCCGAGCCUCUGUAAUGUUUCCUCCUCUGGGCCUCCUGUAAUGUUUCCUCCUCUGAGCCUCUGUUUCCUCCUCUGAGCCUCUGUAAUGUUUCCUCCUCUGAGCCUCUGUAAUGUUUCCUCCUCUGAGCCUCUGUAAGGUUCCUCUCUGAACCUCCUGUAAUGUUUCCUCUUGAGCCUCCUGUAAUGUUUCCUCCUCUGAGCCUCUGUAAUGUUUCCUCCUCUGAGCCUCCUGUAAUGUUUCCUCCUCUGGGCCUCCCGUAAUGUUCCUCCUCUGAGCCUCUGUAAUGUUUCCUCCUCUGACCUCUGUAAUGUUUCCUCCUCUGAGCCUCUGUAAUGGGUUUCCUCCUCUGGCCUCCUGUAAUGUUUUCCUCCUCUGAUCCCUCUGUAAUGUUUCCUCCUCUGGGCCUCCUGUAAUGUUUCCUCCUCUGAGCCUCUGUAAUGUUUCACUCCUCUGGGCCUCCUGUAAUGUUUCCUCCUCUGAGCCUCUGUAAUGUUUCCUCCUCUGGCCUCUGUAAUGUUUCCUCCUCUGAGCCUCUGUAAGUUCCUCCUCUGAGCCUCCUGUAAGUUUCCUCCUCUGAGCCUCCUGUAAUGUUCCCCCCUCUCCUCGAGCCUCCUGUAAUGUUUCCUCCUCUGACCUCUGUAAUGUUUCCCCCCUCUGAACCUCCCGUAAUGUUUCCUCCUCUGAGCCUCUGUUUCCUCCUCUGAGCCUCCUGUAAUGUUUCCUCCUCGAGCCUCUGUAAUGUUUCCUCCUCUGAGCCUCCUUAAUGUUUUCCUCCUCUGAGCCUCUGUAAUGUUUCCUCCUCUGAGCCUCCUGUAAUUUUCCCCUCGGGCCUCCUGAUGUUCCUCCUCUGGCCUCAUGUUUCCUCCUCUGAGCCUCCUGUAAGGUGUCCUCCUCGAGCCUCUGUAAUGUUUCCUCCUCUGACCUCUGUAAAGUUUUCCUCCUCUGGCCUCCUGUAAUGUUUCCAUGCCUCUGAGCCUCUGGUUUCCUCCUCUGAGCCUCCUGUAAUGUUUCCUCCUCUGAGUCCUCUGUAAUGUUCCUCCUCUGAGCCUCCGUAUGUUUCCUCCUCUGAGCCUCUGUAAUGUUUCCUCCUCUGGCCUCCUUAAUGUUUCCCCCUGAGCCUCUGUUUUCCUCCUCUGACCUCUGUAAUGUUCCUCCUCUGAUCCUCUGUAAUGUUUCCUCCUCUGAGCCUCUGUUUCCUCCUCCUGAGCCUCCUUAAUGUUUCCUCCUCUGAGCUCUGUAAUGUUUCCUCCUCUGAGCCUCUUUAAAUGUUUCCUCCUCUGGCCUCCUGUAAUGUUUCCUCCUCUGAUCCUCUGUAAGUUUCCUCCUCUGAGCCUCCUUUAAUGUUUCCUCCUCUGAGCCUCUGUAAUGUUUCCUCCUCUGAUCCUCUGUAAUGUUUCCUCCUCUGGGCCUCCUGUAAUGUUUCCUCCUCUGAGCCUCUGUAAUGUUUCCUCCUCUGAGCCUCUGUAAUGUUCCUCCUCUGAGCCUCUGUAAUGUUUCCUCCUCUGAGCCUCCUGUAAUGUUUCCUCCUCUGAGCCUCUGUAAUGUUUCCUCCUCUGAGUCUCUAUUUCCUCCUCUGAGCCUCCUGUAAUGUUUCCUCCUCGAGCCUCUGUAAUGUUUCCCCUCCUCUGAGUCCUCUGUUGUCCUCCUCUGAGCCUCUGUAAUGUUUCCUCCUCUGAGCUCCUGUAAUGUUUCCCUCCUCCUGAGCCUCUGUAAGGUUUCUCCUCUGAUCCUCUGUAAUGUUUCCUCCUCUGGGCCUCCUGUAAUGUUUCCUCCUCUGAGCCUCUGUAGUUUCCUCCUCUGAGCCUCCUGUAAUGUUCUCCUCCUCCUCUGACCUCUGUAAUGUUUCCUCCUCUGAGCCUCUGAGUUUCCUCCUCUGAGCUCCUGUAAUGUUUCCUCCUCUGAGCCUCUGUAAUGUUUCCUCCUCUGAGCCUCCUGUAAUGUUUCCUCCUCCGUGCCUCUGUAAUGGUUUCCUCCUCUGAGCCUCUGUAAUGUUUCCUCCCUCUGAGCCUCCUGUAAUGUUUCCUCCUCUGAGCCUCCUGUAAUGUUCCUCCUCGAGCUCCCGUAAUGUUUCCUCCUGACCUCUGUAAUGUUUCCUCCUCUGAACCUCUGUAAUGUUUCCUCCUCUGAACCUCUGUAAUGUUUCCUCCUCUGAGCCUCCUGUAAUGUUUCCUCCUCCGAGCCUCUGUAAUGUUUCCUCCUCUGAGCCUCUGUAAUGUUUCCUCCUCUGGGCCUCCUGUAAUGUUUCCUCCUCUGAGCCUCUGUAAUGUUGCCUCCUCUGUGAAUCCGAGUAUGUUCCGACUUCUGAAUGAGCCUCCCGUUAUGUUGAAACUCUGCAUUAGUUGAUCUACAGACAUUAGUUAACAGUCAGUUGACUUUGGCCACCAGAUAUCCAGAUAUUCUUUCCUAUAACAAUAUGAAUGAUACUCAUUAUGUGUUUCUGUGUGUCCGUGUCCCAGGUAGGAAGAGGUCUCCUCCAGGAGCUCAGGGCUCCCCUGGUCCCCCUGGAUCUCCAGGCCCACAGGGGCCUCCGGGUAUACCUGGCAUCCCUGGUAUCCCUGGUAGCAACGCUGUGGGCCCCGCUGGACCCCCAGGACCCUCUGGCCCACAGGGGCCCCCCUGGGCUGACGGGACCGGCAGGUGAUGAGAGAACAGACAGACAGCGUAUUGGUUGGUCAUAUUAUGGCUGUGUUUGAAAUGUCCCCCUAUUCACAUGUCCCCCUGAUUCACAGGCAUGGUUUCCCAGAACUCCAGGUGGCCUCCCCGUAACCCAAGUGACGUCCCCUAUUUCACAGGCAGUGUUUCCCCAGUCAGCCCCAGGAACCCCAACAGGACUGUCCCCCUAUUUCACAGGGCAGUGUUUCCCAGCUCCCAGUCCCCCAGGAACCCCAACAGGACUGUCCCCCUAUUUCACAGGGCAGUUGUUGUCCAGCUCCAGUCCCCAGGACCCAACAGGACUGUCCCCCUAUUUCAAGGGCAGUGUUUCCCAGCUCCAGUCCCCCAGGAACCCCAACAGGACUGUCCCCCUAUUUCACAGGGCAGUGUUUCCCAGCUCCAGUCCCCCAGGAACCCCAACAGGACUGUCCCCCUAUUUCACAGGGCAGUGUUUCCCAACUCCAGUCCCCCAGGAACCCCAACAGGACUGUCCCCCUAUUUCACAGGGCAGUGUUUCCCAACUCCAGUCCUCCAGGAACCCCAACAGGACUGUCCCCCUAUUUCACAGGGCAGUGUUUCCCAACUCCAGUCCUCCAGGAACCCCAACAGGACUGUCCCCCUAUUUCACAGGGCAGUGUUUCCCAGCUCCAGUCCCCCAGGAACCCCAACAGGACUGUCCCCCUAUUUCACAGGGCAGUGUUUCCCAACUCCAGUCCCCCAGGAACCCCAACAGGACUGUCCCCCUAUUUCACAGGGCAGUGUUUCCCAGCUCCAGUCCUCCAGUAACCCCAACAGUACACCUUUUUAUUGUAACCCCGGACAAACACACCUGAUUCAAAAUAUCAACUAAUCAUCAGGCCCUCAAUGAGUUGAAUCAGGUGAGGUUGUCCAAGGCUACAACAACAGUGUGUACUGUUGAGGACUGGAGUUGGGCUGUUGAGGACUGGAGGACUGGAGAUGGGCUGUUGGGGGUACUGGAGGACUGGAGAUGGGCUGUUGGGGUACUGGAGGACUGGAGUUGGGCUGUUGAGGACUGGAGGACUGGAGAUGGGCUGUUGAGGACUGGAGGACUGGAGAUGGGCUGUUGGGGACUGGAGGACUGGAGAUGGGCUGUUGAGGACUGGAGGACUGGAGAUGGGCUGUUGGGGACUGGAGAUGGGCUGUUGAGGACUGGAGGACUGGAGAUGGGCUGUUGGGGACUGGAGAUGGGCUGUUGAGGACUGGAGGACUGGAGAUGGGCUGUUGGGGACUGGAGAUGGGCUGUUGAGGACUGGAGGACUGGAGAUGGGCUGUUGGGGACUGGAGAUGGGCUGUUGGGGACUGGAGAUGGGCUGUUGAGGACUGGAGGACUGGAGAUGGGCUGUUGGGGGUACUGGAGGACUGGAGAUGGGCUGUUGGGGUACUGGAGGACUGGAGUUGGGCUGUUGAGGACUGGAGGACUGGAGAUGGGCUGUUGGGGGUACUGGAGGACUGGAGAUGGGCUGUUGGGGUACUGGAGGACUGGAGUUGGGCUGUUGAGGACUGGAGGACUGGAGAUGGGCUGUUGGGGUACUGGAGGACUGGAGUUGGGCUGUUGAGGACUGGAGGACUGGAGAUGGUCUGUUGGGGGUACUGGAGGACUGGAGUUGGGCUGUUGGGGUACUGGAGUACUGGAGUUGUGCUGUUUGGGGUACUGGAGGACUGGAGAUGAGCUGUUGGGGUACUGGAGGACUGGAGUUGGGCUGUUGAGGACUGGAGGACUGGAGAUGGGCUGUUGGGGACUGGAGGACUGGAGAUGGGCUGUUGGGGACUGGAGGUGGGCUGUUGGGGACUGGAGGACUGGAGGUGGGCUGUUGGGGACUGGAGGACUGGAGAUGGGCUGUUGGGGACUGGAGGACUGGAGAUGGGCUGUUGGGGACUGGAGGACUGGAGAUGGGCUGUUGGGGACUGGAGAUGGGCUGUUGAGGACUGGAGAUGGGCUGUUGAGGACUGGAGGACUGGAGAUGGGCUGUUGGGGACUGGAGGACUGGAGAUGGGCUGUUGAGGACUGGAGGACUGGAGAUGGGCUGUUGGGGACUGGAGAUGGGCUGUUGAGGACUGGAGGACUGGAGAUGGGCUGUUGGGGACUGGAGAUGGGCUGUUGGGGACUGGAGAUGGGCUGUUGAGGACUGGAGGACUGGAGAUGGGCUGUUGGGGGUACUGGAGGACUGGAGAUGGGCUGUUGGGGUACUGGAGAACUGGAGUUGGGCUGUUGAGGACUGGAGGACUGGAGAUGGGCUGUUGGGGUACUGGAGGACUGGAGUUGGGCUGUUGAGGACUGGAGGACUGGAGAUGGUCUGUUGGGGGUACUGGAGGACUGGAGUUGGGCUGUUGGGGUACUGGAGUACUGGAGUUGUGCUGUUUGGGGUACUGGAGGACUGGAGAUGAGCUGUUGGGGUACUGGAGGACUGGAGUUGGGCUGUUGAGGACUGGAGGACUGGAGAUGGGCUGUUGGGGACUGGAGGACUGGAGAUGGGCUGUUGGGGACUGGAGGUGGGCUGUUGGGGACUGGAGGACUGGAGGUGGGCUGUUGGGGACUGGAGGACUGGAGAUGGGCUGUUGGGGACUGGAGGACUGGAGAUGGGCUGUUGGGGACUGGAGGACUGGAGAUGGGCUGUUGGGGACUGGAGGACUGGAGAUGGGCUGUUGAGGACUGGAGAUGGGCUGUUGAGGACUGGAGGACUGGAGAUGGGCUGUUGGGGACUGGAGGACUGGAGAUGGGCUGUUGAGGACUGGAGGACUGGAGAUGGGCUGUUGGGGACUGGAGAUGGGCUGUUGAGGACUGGAGGACUGGAGAUGGGCUGUUGGGGACUGGAGAUGGGCUGUUGGGGACUGGAGAUGGGCUGUUGAGGACUGGAGGACUGGAGAUGGGCUGUUGAGGACUGGAGGACUGGAGAUGGGCUGUUGAGGACUGGAGGACUGGAGAUGGGCUGUUGAGGACUGAAGGACUGGAGAUGGGCUGUUGGGGACUGGAGGACUGGAGCUGGGAAACCCUGCCCUGUGUAGUGCACUACGUUUGGCCAGAGCUCUAUGGGCCCUAACUCUAUGGGCCCUAACUCUAUGGGCCCUAAAACUAUGGGCCCUAACUCUAUGGGCCCUAACUCUAUGGGCCCUAACACUAUGGGCCCUAACACUAUGGGCCCUAACACUAUGGGCCCUAACUCUAUGGGCCCUAACUCUAUGGGCCCUAACUCUAUGGGCCCUAACACUAUGGGCCCUAACUCUAUGGGCCCUAACUCUAUGGGCCCUAACUCUAUGGGCCCUAACUCUAUGGGCCCUGGUUAAAAGCAGUGCACUACACAGGAAAUAGAUUGUCGUUUCGGACGCAUUUUAUGCUUCCAAAAUGGCUGAGAAAUGGAAUUGUCAGAAUGAACUACCUUUCACAUUACAAGAGAAAUAACAUUUACAUCAAGGGCAAACAUAUCCUAACUGACUUUGAUGUAAAUCAUGCAAUGAUGUCAACAGGAAAUGUAGCCUAGAUUUGCAUGAGAAUGCUACCAUAUUUAGCUAUUUUUCCUGCGAACUGUCAAACAGUGUUUGAUCAUGUGAUGCAUCACUGUCACAGUGUUGGAUCAUGUGAUCAUGGUGAACUAUGCUGCUUGGUUUUGAUCAGGUUUUCUCAUUUUUUCUCCUGCCUGAAGUUUGGGUUCGGGGGCAUCCCAAAUGGUACCUUCUAUUCCCUGUAUAGUGCAUUACUUUUGUUGGCCGCUGGUCAAAUGUAGUGCACUAUACAGGGAAUAGGGUGCCAUUUGGGACGGACUUAGAGUUAGGAACUGAUCCAGGAUCUGAUUCUAUCUGUCUCUUGUUUCAGGGGUCGUCGAUAAAACCAAAACAAGAGAAUUCCAGGUAGAGUAUCUCAUCUUUAAUUAAACACCACAACACAUUAUUACAUGCCUUAUUAUUGUACUGAACAACAAUGCAGGUUGGAGUAAUGCUGUGGAAAUGAUGUCCUGUAUCUGAUGUGUUGCCGCAGCCUGCUGCGGUGCAUCUACAGGGACAGGAGACCACCAUACAGGUCAGGGAGGGUGAGUGUCCAGCGGUAUUAUCUACAUUCAAUACUCUAGGACUAUAGGGGUGAAUAUACUCCUGUUCAGAGGUACUCUGGUUGUUUGACUGCCUUUUCCCACAUGAUUGAUUGAUUGACUGAUUGAUUGAUUGACUGACUGAUUGACUGACUGACUGAUUGAUAUAUUGACUGACUGACUGACUGACUGAUUGAUUGACUGACUGAUUUAUUGACUAAUUGAUUGACUAAUUGAUUGACUGAUUGACUGACUGAUUAAUUGAUUGACUGAUUGACUGAUUGAUUGACUAUUUGAUUGAUUGAUUGAUUGAUUGAUGUCUUUGUGUAGACCUGUCUGAAGGUGUUCUGAGGAACUGGAAGAUGGUGUCGAUCCACCACCGUGUCUUCAAGAUGCACUCUCGCUCCGGGGAACUGGAGGUCCUACUAGACGGCAUCUACUUCAUAUAUAGUCAGGUAGAAGUGAGUAGUGACUACUACAAUAAUACUAUAUACUACUAAUACUACAGUCUGUCUACUUCAUAUAUAGUCAGGUAGAAGUGAGUAGUGACUACUACAAUAAUACUAUAUACUACUAAUACUACAGUCUGUCUACUUCAUAUAUAGUCAGGUAGAAGUGAGUAGUGAGUACUACAAUAAUACUAUAUACUACUAAUACUACAGUCUGUCUACUUCAUAUAUAGUCAGGUAGAAGUGAGUAGUGACUACUACAAUAAUACUAUAUACUACUAAUACUACAGUCUGUCUACUUCAUAUAUAGUCAGGUAGAAGUGAGUAGUGACUACUACAAUAAUACUAUAUACUACUAAUACUACAGUCUGUCUACUUCAUAUAUAGUCAGGUAGAAGUGAGUAGUGACUACUACAAUAAUACUAUAUACUACUAAUACUACAGUCUGUCUACUUCAUAUAUAGUCAGGUAGAAGUGAGUAGUGACUCUACUACAGUAAUACUACAACUCUACUACAGUAAUACUGCAACUCUAUUACAGUAAUACUACAACUCUACUACAGUAAUACUACAACUCUACUAUAGUAAAUAAAAUAAAAUGGUAUUUGUCACAACUGGUAAACAACGGUUAGACAACAGAAAAAUUUCUUCCCUUUAAAGGCCUUUUUCCCAAAAAUGCAGAGGUUAAAAAAAGAUUAAAAACAAAAAAAUAGAUAGAAUGACCUAAAUAAAUACACAGUGAAUAAAAGGAACCAGUCAAAUAACAUGGCUAUAUUUCAGGGUACCCGGGAAAACUGGCUAUAACAGAGGACCCGGUAAAAACAUGGUAUAUACAGAGAGUACCAGGUAAAACAUGGUUAUUAAGGGAGUACCAGGUAAAAAUGGCAUAUACGGAAGUAAGGUAAAACCAUGGCUAAUACAGGGAAGUACCAGGUAAUACCAUGGCAUAUACAGGAAAUACCAGGUCAUAAAGGCUAAUACAGGAAAAAUACCAGGUCAUAACAUGGCUAAUAAGGAAGACCAGGUAUAACAUGGCUUUACAGGAAGACCCGGUAAUAACAUGGUAAUACGGAAGUACCGGUAAUACCAUGGCUAUAUACAGGGAAGUACCAGGUAAACCAGGCAUAUACAGGAGUACCGGGAUACAUGGCUAAAAGGAAGUACCCGGUCUAAAAGGUAUAUAAGGAAGACCCGGUCCAAACAGGCUAUACAGGAAAAAUACCAGGUAAUAAAUGGUAUAUACAGGAAGUACCCGGUAACCAUGGCUAUAAGGAAAAAUACCGGUCUAACAUGGGGAUAUAAGGAAAAUACCGGUAAAACCUGGCUAAUAAAGGAAGUUUCCAGGUAUAACAUGGCUAUUAAAAGGAAAUACCCGGUAAAUCCGGCUAUAAAGGAAAUACCAGGUCAUAAAAAGGUUAUACAGGAAGUACCCGGGGGAAUACCAUGGCUAAUCAGGAAGUACCAGGUCAUAAAUGGCUAUAUACAGGAAGUACCCGGUCAUAACAGGGUAUAUACGGGAGUACCAGGUAAAAAAAUGGCUAAACAGGAAUACCAGGUCAUAAAUGGCAUAACGGAAGUACAGGUUAAAAUGGCUUAUACAGGAAGUACCAGGUCAAAUGGCUAAAAGGAAGUACCAGGUAAACCAUGGCUAUAUACAGGAAGUCCAGGUAAAAAGGCUAUAUCAGGAAGGGACCAGGGGAAACAGGUAUAACAGGAAAAUACCGGUAUAAAGGCAUAUAAGAAGUAAGGUAUACCAUGGCUUAUAAGGAAAAGUACCAGGUCAUAAAGGGGUAUAUACAGGAAUACCAGGGGAAACCGGCUAAUUUAAGGGAAAAAAUACCGGUAUAACGGCUAAUACAGGAAGUACCAGGUAAUACCCGGCUAAUUUCAGGGAAAUACCAGGGCAUAAAUGGCUAUAUAAGGAAAAAACCAGGUCAAACAGGGGUAUUUUAAAAGGGAGGGACCAGGUAAUAAAUGGCUAUAUACAGGAAAACAGGUCAAAAGGCAUUACAGGAAGUACCGGUAAUACCAUGGCAUAUACAGGGAAAGUACCAGUAAACCAUGGUUUAAAAAGGGAAGUACCAUGGAAGUACCAGGUAAUGUAUCUACAGGGAGUACCAGGUAAUAACAUGGCUAUAUACAGGAAGUACCAGUACCUAGUCGAUAUGAAUUUGUACGAGGUAAUUGAGGUAGAUAAACAGUUCCAGUCAAAAGUUUAGACACACCUACUCAUUAUUCAAGGGUUUUUCUUUAUUUUUACUAUUAUCUAUAUUGUAGAAUAAUAGUGAAGACAUCAAAACUAUGAAAUAACACAUAUGGAAUCAUGUAGUAACCAAAAAAGUGUUAAACAAAUCAAAAUAUAUUUCAGAUUCUUCAAAGUAGCCCCCCUUUUGCCUUGAUGGCAGCUUUGCACACUCUUGGCAUUCUCUCAACCAGCUUCAUGAUGAAUGCUUUUCCAACAGUCUUGAAGGAGUUCCCACAUAUGCUGAGCACUUGUUGGCUGCUUUUCACUCUGCGGUCCAACUCAUCUCAAACCAUCUCAAUUGGGUUGAGGUCGGGUGAUUGUGGAGGCCAGGUCAUCUGAUGCAGCACUCCAUCACUCUCCUUGGUCAAAUAGCCCUUACACAGCCUGGAGGUGUGUUUUGGGUCAUUGUCCUGUUGAAAAACAAAUGAUAGUCCCACUAAGCCCAAACCAGAUGGGAUGGCGUAUUGCUGCAGAAUGCUGUGGUAGCCAUGCUGGUUAAGUGUGCCUUGAAUUCUAAAUAAAUCACAGACAGUGUCACCAGCAAAGCACCAUAACACCUCCUCCUCCAUGCUUUACAGUGGGAACCACACAUGGAGAGAUCAUCCGGUCACCUACUCUGCGUCUCACAAAGAACCAAAAAUCUCACAUUUGGACUCAUCAGACCAAAGGACAGAUUUCCACCGGUCUAAUGUCAAUUGCUCGUGUUUCUUGUCUCAAGCAAGUCUCUUCUUCUUAUUGGUGUCCUUUAGUAGUGGUUUCUUUGCAGCAAUUCGACCAUGAAGGCCUGAUUCACGCAGUCUCCUCUGAACAGUUGAUGUUGAGAUGUGUCUGUUACUUGAACUCUGUGAAGCAUUUAUUUGGGCUGCAAUCUGAGGUGCAGUUAACUCUAAUUAACUUAUCCUCUGCAGCAGAGGUAACUCUGGGUCUUCCAUUCCUGUGGCGGUCCUCAUGAGAGCCAGUUUCAUCAUAGCGCUUGAUGGUUUUUGCGACUGCACUUGAAGAAACGUUCAAAGUUCUUGACGUUUUCCGUAUUGACUGACCUUCAUGUCUUAAAGUAAUGAUGGACUGUCGUUUCUCUUUGAUUAUUUGAUCUGUUCUUGCCAUAAUAUGGACUUGGUCUUUUACCAAAUAGGGCUAUCUUCUAUAUACCCCCCCUACCUUGUCACAACACAACUGAUUGGCUCAAACGCAUUAAGAAGGAAAUAAAUUCCACAAAUUAACUUUUAACAAGGCACACCUGUUAAUUGAAAUGCAUUCCAGGUGACUACCUCAUGAAGCUGGUUGAGAUAAUGCCAAGAGUGUGCAAAGCUGUCAUCAAGGCAAAGGGUGGCUACUUUGAAGAAUCUCAAAUAUAUUUUGAUUUGUUUAACACUUUUUUGGUUACUACAUGAUUCCAUAUGUGUUAUUUCAUAGUUUUGAUGUCUUCACUAUUAUUCUACAAUAUAGAUAAUAGUAAAAAUAAAGAAAAACCCUUGAAUAAUGAGUAGGUGUGUCCAACCUAUUGAGUGGUAGUGUGUGAGACAGGGAAGCUGAGGGUUGUAUCUAGGUGCUAACCCUACUGUAUAGAGUGACAGACCAUUCAGAGCUGUCCCCUUUCUAAUGUUCUCUGCCUUUGUUUGAUACUGAAUGUUAUCAGAUCUUCAACCAAAACCUAAUAUUAGAUAAAGGGAACCUGAGGGAACAAAUAACACAACAAUUACAUAUUUAUUUCAUUAAAAAAAGUAAUGCAAUACCCAAUGCCCCUGUGUAAAAAAAGUAAUUGCCCCCUUACACUCAAUAACUGGUUGUGCCACCUUUAGCUGCAAUGACUCCCAACCAAAUGCUUCCUGUAGUUGUUGAUCAGUCUCUCACGUCGCUGUGGAGGAAUUUUGGCCCACUCUUCCAUGCAGAACUGCUUUAACUCAGCGACAUUUGUGGGUUUUGAAGCAUGAACUGCUCGUUUCAAGUCCUGCUACAACACCUCAAUUGGGAUUAGUUCUGGACUUUGACUAGGCCAUUCCAAAACGUAUUUUUUUUUGCUUCUUAGCCAUUUUCAUGUAGACUUGAUUGUGUUUUGGAUCAUUGUCUUGCUGCAUGACCCAGCUGCGCUUCAGCUUCAGCUCGCAGACGGAUGGUCUGACAUUCUCCUGUAGAAUUCUCUGAUACAGAGCAGAAUUCAUGGUUCCUUCUAUUAAGGCAAGUCGUCCAGGUCCUGAGGCAGCAAAGCAUCCCCAAACCAUCACACCACCACCACCGUGCUUGACCGUUGGUAUAAGGUUCUUACUGUGGAAUGCAGUGUUUGGUUUUCGCCAGGCAUAAUGGGAUCCAAGUCGUCCAAAAAGUUCUAGUUUUGACUAAUCUGUCCAUAGAACGUUCUUCAAAGAGUCUUGAUGAUCCAGGUGCUUUUUGGCAAACUUUAGUAAACUCUUUGGACUUGUCUCUCUCCUUCUCCCUCUGUUCCCCAGGUGUACUAUCUCAACUUCACGGACAUCGCCAGCUACGAGGUGAUGGUAGACUCCACCCCCUUCCUGCGUUGUACCUGCAGCAUGGAGACGGGUCAGAGGAAGUUCAACACAUGUUACACGGCGGGGGUCAGCCUGCUGAGGACGGGGCAAAGGAUCUCCAUCAGGAUGGUCUAUGAGGACACGCUGAUCAGCAUGACCAAUCAUACUACCUUCCUGGGGAGC
Molecule: messenger RNA, 19618 nt
Organism: Coregonus sp. 'balchen'
Lineage: Eukaryota; Metazoa; Chordata; Actinopteri; Salmoniformes; Salmonidae
Source: the annotation of a GenBank genome assembly